Amoebophrya sp. A120 is the source of this 1501-nucleotide messenger RNA. Lineage: Eukaryota; Dinophyceae; Syndiniales; Amoebophryaceae. The record is from the annotation of a GenBank genome assembly.
AUUUUCACGUGCGCACAUUCGAAAGCUCGACUUUUUUUUUCUUCACUUGGUUAGUCAGAGAGCUCCUGUUCUGUCCGAGAGUGAGUUUUUUUUUUGCAAGUGCCAGGAUAGAUUUACUUUUACGUCUACUUGCAAGAAAUUUUAUCGAAGAACUUCUCGUUCUCGGUAGUUUCCCGUCGUUUGCGACACCCGUGGAGCAGCUACUUACUAGCUUUCAACACGACCACCGCUCCAAGUAAAAGCAUUGACAACAACAUCACUUAUGGCGAAUAGCGGGCUGCCGUCAGCCGCGGCGCACCAGCCGUCGGCAUCAAGUAGCAGUGGAAAUAAUCCACAACAGACAGCCGCUUCCUCGUCAACCACCACGGUGACAACCCAGGAGCCCCCUGUCCUGCACCUGCGCUUGCGGCCGCGCACCGUGGUGAACGUGACCUGGGACGAGGACGUGAUCGACAACGAGGGGAUGGGCAAGAAGUCCUCCAAGAAAUGCUGAAUCUACCACAAACCCCGAGAGUUCGGGGAAUCGAGUAGCGAAAGCUCCGGCAGCAGCGACUCAUCUGACUUCGACGCGAGCGGCUAUCAGGGCCGCGGCAGAAGACCGCAACACGCGAAAAAGAAGAAGAAAAAAGACGAUAUGAACAACAAAAACGGGCGAGGCGGCCGGGACAACAGGAGAGAGCAGCCGCCUGCGGGGAGAGGUGGAGACAUGAACGACCGAAACUUCGUUCCGCCCGGACGGGGACCAGAGUUGAGCGCUCCGAUGUUGAACAACGCCUCAGCGUCCUCCAGCAGUGCGGCGCCAGCUGCAAGUACAUCUGCGCAGUCGUCGUCUUCAACGUCCCAACCACCAGCGACCACCAUCUCCAGCAACUAAUUGUCUUUUUUCGCGAUAAGCACUUCUUUCCUGUAGCGAUGUUGUUCUGUGUCCUUCCCAGCGACCACCCUGUUAAAGUACUUUUUGAAAGUGUCUUCUUCUACCCAUGAUUACUGGUCUUUUUACAAAUGCCUGAAUGUUGCCUUCGUGGUUCGAACCCCUAUAGCUUGAUAAAUUUGUUUCUCUAGUCAUUGCGCUGUACCUACGUUAGUACCUCCAGCACGACACGUAAGUACAGGCAACCUAGUGAAACCAGAUAAGUCUUCAGUUAAGAGGUAGUUUCAUCCGGCUGAUUUGUUUUGCCUUUCUCACUAUGAAUGUGGGUGAGAAAGGUGUACAACUAGCUUCUUUUGUGACGCCGCCGAGUUGGAUGCUUUUGCUUUCUGGCAUCGGUGUGCUGAUUUUACUGUUACGUACAUCCUCAUUAGCGGAACUUCAACUUCCUUCUGAAGACACAGCGGCUUUUUCUUUAUUUUCAAACCUAUGAGACGCUCCCACAUGAACAGCUACACCAUUCUUGCAACAUUGAGUGGCUUACCAAAACCUCAAUUCCUUUACGACAAGAGAGAUGCAUUGCGCAUAUACGAAUGCGACGAAAAUCUAGAUGUACCGAGGGGGUCUGUUGCG